AUGUAUGCUACACAAGAGACUCUGACUUAUAUACCAAAUACAAUUCUCGCUUCAAUAUUUACGAAUGAUGAUACAAAUCAAUUCAAUUUGAUUGAACGCGACAAUAAUGGAAAAAUCUUUCUAGAUUUUCCACCUACUUUAUUUAAACAUGCAUUGGAACAAAUACGUCGAUGGAAAAAUCGAGCUAAUCGAUCAGCUGAUCAACAAAUAAAGCCACCUUCAUGGAAUGUUAAAAAAGAAUUUGAUGAAAUGCUUGCAUCACUUGGACUAGGAAAAUAUCGUCAAAGUUUGCCAAUCGAAUGUACAAGCUACAACGUUAGCGGUGAUGCUACUCGUCGUGUUAACUCAGGCAAAGGUGAUCUUUGUGAUCGUGAUAUGGUAGGAUGGGUGCGCUUUGUUGAUCGAGCUGGUACUGCCAUCGUCAGAAAAGCUCCUAACGGUCGUUGUGGUAGUGUAAAAGCUGGAUGGAUACUUGGCGUCUAUCCGAGAGAACCUGGAACAACGUCACUUAGCACUUUGUGUUACGUCGAUGAGAUUGGCAAUCCUUGUUCAUCAUCUAAAGCGAUUCGCAGCACACAUUGUGGUGAUUUCUUAGUGUUUGAAAUACCUCAUCCACCAAAUUGUCCUGCACGCGCUUGCACAGAUGACUACGAACUUCAUUAA
This is a messenger RNA of Rotaria sp. Silwood1, 663 nucleotides long. Lineage: Eukaryota; Metazoa; Rotifera; Eurotatoria; Philodinida; Philodinidae. The record is from the annotation of a GenBank genome assembly.